ACAAACAGAGGUUUGAUUAGUUGAUAGGAUGCAAAGAUCGAACGGAUAGACCGGACAGAGAAAUCCACGUCAUUCCCCCCUUUACGGCACGCAGAUCAUCAUCACCCAGCACCAUUCAGCCUGUGUCGCCUUCUCACAAGGCAUGGACAAGACUCUCUUUGUCACUCUUCUAGUCAUCUUCAUCUUCGUAUUCGUCAUCCCUAGACUGACAGGACGAAGUGGUAAGAAGAUCGAAAUGGGUCCCAAUGUGACAGUGAUUCAGUCGACGGCUCAGUUCGACAAUAUUGUCAAAAGCCUUUCGGCGUCUCAAUUGCUCGUCAUUGACUUUUCAGCGGAAUGGUGUGGACCUUGCCAUGCAAUCGCCCCUGUCUUUGAUUCGCUGGCGAACAGGUAUAAACACGUCAAGUUUGUGAAAAUCGACGUCGACCAUCAAAGACUCUUGUCCAGCCGGUUUGCAAUCCGAGCGAUGCCGACUUUCAAGUUCUUGAAAGGCGGUCGAGAGAUUGCCGAGCUCAAAGGCGCUUCUCCACCACAGCUGACUGCCCUGGUCAACCAGCAUGCUGGUCCAGCACCGCCGCCCUCUGCCACCGCUUCAGCCUCAGCCUCUACGCCGCAACCCGCUGCUGGCAGCGCGUCCUCCAAGCCGAGCGCGCCCGAAUCUCAAUCCCUCCACUCCAACAUCACUUCAAAAGAUCUCUCAUGCCUCAAUGAGUCAUCCGCUCAUCCGCUUACCUCGAUCCUCGGAACAAACGCUGGUCCGAAGGGCGAUUCUUAUCUCGAAUCCGAUGUCGACGCGGAGCUGCUCCUCUCGAUACCAUUCAAUGAACCGUGCAAAUUGAAGGCUAUUUCCAUUUUCUCAGGUGUCUGCCCGAGCCAGGCUCCAAAGACUAUCAAGCUGUUCAUCAAUCACUUGUCAAUGGACUUUGGCGAUGCAGAGACGCUGGAUCCGGCCCAAGAGAUCACGCUCAAGCCGGAGGAUGUCAAAGGGGACAAGAUUGACCUCCGCUUCGUCAGGUUCCAAAACGUCAGGAGUCUGCAUAUUCUCGUCAAGGAUAACCAAGAGGAUGAGGAGACGACGAGGAUUGACUCUAUAGAUAUCUUCGGAACAGUGGGUGAGAAUCUAGACAGCAAGGCUGCAUUGCCUAGGUUGGGAGAUCCGGAGGACAGAGAAUAGGAGCGGUCUUCGUCGUAGAGCUAUACCCGCUAGGUGUGAGACGCUGUCUACAGUUCACGAGCCUCAUUGUAGCCAACAGAACCGCUAGCUAGCGGCCGGCUAAUGGCCAAGCAUGCCAUUUGUGUAAGGGGAGAGUUGAUGAGCAACAAAGGAGUUCCGCCAAGUAGAAACCGCGUGGAUGACGUAAAAGUCCAGCGCGUUCUAUUUUUCCCCUUUGUUGAUCCUUCCA
Molecule: messenger RNA, 1403 nt
Organism: Kockovaella imperatae
Lineage: Eukaryota; Fungi; Basidiomycota; Tremellomycetes; Tremellales; Cuniculitremaceae
Product: PITH domain-domain-containing protein
Exons: 7
Coding region: 143-1174 (343 amino acids)
Source: RefSeq, a predicted model, not a curated record